CGACGUCGACGAGAGCCUUUUACUCUGAGUCCUGUGUCGCGGGAACCCGUUAACGCAAUUACACCACAAACGAUGCCCCGCAAGAUACUCAUCGGGUUUGGGGUCGACGUCGACGCCGUUGCAGGAUGGCUCGGCUCAUACGGAGGCGAAGAUUCCCCUCUUGACAUAUCGCGCGGCCUGUACGCGGGCGAGGUCGGCGUGCCGCGUCUCCUGAAACUGUUCGCAAAGUACAACAUCAAGACGACGUGGUUCAUUCCAGGACACAGCUUGGAGACGUUCCCGGAGCAGAUGGCUGCGGUCAGAGAUGCGGGUCACGAAAUCGGUCUUCAUGGGUACUCUCAUGAAAACCCGGUGUCGAUGACGGCAGAGCAGCAGAAGGACAUCCUCGAUCAUACGUACGAGCUCCUUACACAGUUCAACAACGGUGUACCGCCCAAGGGCAGUGUUGCACCGUGGUGGGAGACGAGCAAGGAGGGCACCCAGAUCCUGCUCGACAAAGGCAUUGAGUACGAUCACUCGAACAUGGCACACGACUCUCAGGCAUACUACCUGCGCGACCAAGAUCUGUGGACCAAGAUUGAUUACUCGGCGAAGGCGCACACCUGGAUGAAGCCCCUCCAGCGCGGCAAAGAGACUGGCCUAGUCGAGAUCCCCGCGAACUGGUACCUUGACGACUUGCCGCCGAUGAUGUUCAUCAAAGCGAGCCCGAACUCUCACGGAUGGGUCAACUCGCGUGACGUCGAGCAGCUCUGGAAAGACAUGUUCACAUACCUCUACAGGGAGGAAGAGAACUUCAUUUUCCCGAUCACUAUCCACCCAGACGUGAGCGGUCGCCCCCACGUUCUCCUGAUGCUGGAACGCUUUAUCGAGUGGGUCAACACGCACGAAGACGUGCAGUGGGUGCGCAUGAUCGACAUGGCGGACGAGUUCCGCACACGCGUCGCCCCGCCUCCCGGCGCACUCAUGCCUCGCGGAGUCGCGCCUCCCGCUACGACAAUCGACGCUUGAGAACGCAGAUUCGCGCGACGCCCUGGGCGCCUGGAGAGUGAUGGCCGGCUGGAGGGUCUCGUAGCAAUUCUCUCGGAAGUGCACCGCGCGAGUUAGGCGGUUCGAGGGGGUGCUGUAGGAGUGGUUCUUCGGGCAUACCCCGAGGGCUGCGCGCGAUUCCGGCAUCGCUAGGCAUGGAGGUUGGCGUUCUGCUGAGGCGCCGUUGAUAUGGGGGAGCGGAGAAUUUUUGGGAGCAUCUUUCACCUCUGUACAUUAGCGCAGUAGCGCAAUUCCUGUAUCGUUGAAGAAUGCGGUGGUUCUCCUAGGCUUUC
Trametes versicolor FP-101664 SS1 is the source of this 1319-nucleotide messenger RNA. Its product is annotated as glycoside hydrolase/deacetylase. NCBI's taxonomy places the organism in Eukaryota, Fungi, Basidiomycota, Agaricomycetes, Polyporales, Polyporaceae. Gene Ontology annotation, biological process: carbohydrate metabolic process. The transcript has 13 exons. The coding region runs from base 73 to 1008 and encodes 311 amino acids. The record is from RefSeq and is a predicted model, not a curated record. Gene Ontology annotation, molecular function: hydrolase activity, acting on carbon-nitrogen (but not peptide) bonds.